This is a messenger RNA of Carica papaya (papaya), 1024 nucleotides long. NCBI's taxonomy places the organism in Eukaryota, Viridiplantae, Streptophyta, Magnoliopsida, Brassicales, Caricaceae. The record is from RefSeq and is a predicted model, not a curated record.
CAAAGAAAAGAAUAGGCAAUUUAAAAGCCUUGAGCUUAUUGCGUCGGAGAAUUUUACAUCUCGAGCAGUGAUGGAGGCAGUUGGUUCAUGCCUUACAAACAAGUAUUCUGAAGGACUACCCGGUAAAAGAUACUAUGGUGGGAAUGAGUACAUUGAUGAGCUUGAAACCCUUUGUCAGCAAAGGGCUUUGGAAGCUUUUCACUUAGAUGAUAAGAAGUGGGGGGUUAAUGUUCAACCACUAUCUGGCUCUCCAGCUAAUUUUGAAGUUUAUACAGCAAUUCUUAAUCCACAUGAUAGAAUUAUGGGCUUAGACUUACCUCACGGUGGGCACCUGUCUCAUGGGUUCAUGACUCCUAAGAGGAGGGUUUCUGGCACAUCAAUCUAUUUUGAGUCUAUGCCUUAUCGACUCGAUGAAUCUACAGGCCUUGUUGACUAUGAUAUGCUUGAGAAAACAGCUAAUCUCUUUCGACCAAAACUUAUAAUUUCUGGUGCUAGUGCAUAUCCUCGAGAUUUUGACUAUCCUCGGAUGAGGAAGAUAGCAGAUGCUAUCGGUGCUUUUCUCAUGAUGGAUAUGGCUCACAUAAGUGGACUUGUUGCUGCUUCCGUGGUUGCUGACCCUUUUGAGUACUGUGAUAUUGUGACAACUACCACACACAAGUCUUUGAGAGGUCCAAGAGGUGGCAUGAUCUUUUUCAAGAAGGAACUGGUUCUUGGAGUUGAUCUGGAACAAGCUAUUAACAAUGCUGUUUUUCCAGGUUUACAGGGUGGUCCUCAUAACCACACAAUUGGGGGCCUUGCAGUUUGCCUCAAACAUGCACAGUCGUCAGAGUUCAAAGCUUACCAGAACAGGGUGGUAUCCAAUUGUAGGGCCCUUGCAAACAGGUUGAUUGAAUUAGGGUAUAAGCUAGUUUCUGGUGGGAGUGACAAUCACCUAGUUCUUGUAGAUCUCAGGCCACUGGUAAGUUUCUUGGUUCGUUGUUUUGUUUUUUACCUUCAAAUAUCGGUUUAGCUAUUAUAUUGCUUA